CGUCUGGUUAUGUAAGGAAAACUAAAACUGAAUGUUUUGAAUGGUUCCUUCAUUUGAAUGGUAUUUGCUUUUGCAAAAUGAUGAAUAACCUUGCACAAUAGGUUAAACCUUAGUGAUGAUAUCAUGUCUCGAUCUUAACGUGACAUCUGGUUUGGUAAGAGUCACUCAGACUCUGACCAUGGAGAAAUUUGUCCUUCUUGUGGGUCUGCUGCUGUUGCUCCAUACAUCUGCCCAUAACGUACCCGGAUCAGUUAAGGAAUUCAUACAUGUGGAGACUAAUUUGACAUGGUAUGAUGCACAAACAUAUUGCGGAAAAUUUCUAGGAAAUCUCUUCACGGUUUCAAAUAAGAAUGAUCUGAAGAAUUUGACCGGCUUUGCUAAAAAUCUCUCUUGGAUUGGACUUCUCAAGGGAAAGCAAUUCUGGAAAUGGGUGGACGGAUCGACGGCCAAUUAUUUCAACUGGUAUAAACUUGGGGACUGUGCCUCAAUAAGAAGUGAUGGAUAUUGGCACAACAGGUCAUGUGGUGAUGAGUUACCCUUUGUGUGUGGGACAUUUCCAAUGUGGGACUUUAAUAGGACAAAAUUGUCUUGGCAUGAGGCAGACAAUUUAUUUAAGGGAAAAACUGAAACCCUCGCAAUUUUACAUGAUAAGCGAGAAAAUGGAAAUAUCACCGGUGUGCUCGAAGGGAAUGAAGCCUGGAUAGGGUUAUACAAAGCUUCUCAAAACCAAUGGUCUUGGAUAAACAACCAGACUCCCCUCACAUACUCCAACUGGUUCACAAACUUUUUGUGUGCAGUGAUGGAUUGCAACGGCUUCUGGCACGACACCUCUUGCUUUGAGGAGAACCCAUUCAUCUGCAUUGAUCAAAUCAACGGUAAUCUCACAAACACGCUGGUCAGUGAGAGGAAAACCUGGAAAGAAGCUCAGAGCCACUGUGAGAGGAUGAACAUGAAGCUGGCCAUGUUGAAAACCAAAGAAGAUAUCACUCCACAAUUGAAUCAAAUCUGUCAGUCAGUGGACAGUCAGUACCUUUGGAUCGGGUUAUACAAUGACCCGUGGUUUUGGAGUGCUGGAUGGGGUUCAGAUGUUAGAAACUGGAACAGCAUGCAACCUGAUGGUAAAGAUUUUGGCAAUGAAUCCAUACCACGUUGUGCAGCUGUUCAAGACGGUGAAUGGUUUGCUAUGGAGUGUCACGAUAACCUUCCCUUCUUUUGUUCGGCCAUAGUACGCUCCAUAAUCCUGCUGUCGGAACACAAAUCAUGGGAAGAGGCGUUGAAUCACUGUAGAGACAAGUAUGUGGAUUUGGCCAGUCUGGGAUCAGAAGCUGAACAAAAGGUUGCUGUUCGGAAAAUUGAAGAUGUUCAGAGUGUUUAUGUGUGGACUGGACUACGUUUUUUGGCAGGUUCUUGGUUCUGGGUGUAUGGGGAUGGUUUAAGGUAUGAGAACUGGUUAGACGGUAAACAGCCACAGUGUCCAAAUGUCACACGUCGCUGUGGUGCUCUCGCUGUAGCGACGGGGAAGUGGGAGCCCAGAUCAUGUGAGGAAAAACUGGAGUUUCUCUGUUUCCAGAAAUGAAAUGUUUUCUUU
Molecule: messenger RNA, 1588 nt
Organism: Triplophysa dalaica
Lineage: Eukaryota; Metazoa; Chordata; Actinopteri; Cypriniformes; Nemacheilidae
Product: macrophage mannose receptor 1-like
Exons: 1
Coding region: 116-1576 (486 amino acids)
Source: RefSeq, a predicted model, not a curated record